Molecule: messenger RNA, 3409 nt
Organism: Dryobates pubescens (Downy woodpecker)
Lineage: Eukaryota; Metazoa; Chordata; Aves; Piciformes; Picidae
Product: TLC domain-containing protein 5
Exons: 3
Coding region: 556-1293 (245 amino acids)
Cellular component (GO): membrane
Source: RefSeq, a predicted model, not a curated record
UGAGUUCUCUUGGGGGUUUUUUUUGUGUUUCAGGAAAGAAGGAACUAAGCUAACAAACAGCAUGGCAGGAUGAGGAGAUCAGGUGGGGCAACACAAGCAGACCAGGCAAAUGCAGAUCUGUGGGCAGGGAACUAAAAUAAAGGGACAGGUGUAGCUCUGGAUCAAAGCCUUAUUGCUGGAUGUGGCACUCCUCAGCUUGUCCCUCAGGCAGUGCAGAUGAGCACUAACAUAUCCAGCAGAUCCUGCAGGGUAGACUGGUUGGGGAAGUCUUCUGAGGUCCUUUACCAAGUUGUGGUGUUUUCUGUUCAACCAGGCUAGGAACCUACUGCCUUACAAGGUAAUUCCUUUCAGUGCAUCUUCCUACAGCUGAGGUGAACUGGUGGGAUCGGGGUGCUGGUGGCCACAUGGUAAUGUGCCCUCAUUCCCAGUGACAGGCUUCUUUGAUGUAGUCCUUUCCCCAGAGAAACUGCAGUUCCUCUGCAGAGAGAAAGUGAUCGGGAGCAAGUAACACCAUCAGGAAACAGCACUGCCACUGAGUGCUGGGAUGGUGACAGGAUGCUGUUCCCCCUGCCUCUGCGGGUAGGCUGCAGCCUGCUGGCCUGGCUCUCUCUCUAUGCCUGGUUCUGCCAUCGCUUCAAGCACCGCAGUUGUGAAUGGAGCUGCAGGCUGGUCACGCUGACCCAUGGCAUCCUUGCCACCUGUCUCUCUGCUUACAUUGGCUUCAUUGAUGGUCCCUGGCCUUUGAGUCACCCAGGAUCACCAAACACAACUUUGCAGGUACUCGGGCUGUGCCUUAGCUUGGGCUACUUUCUCUUUGACCUUUGUUGGUGUGUGUACUUCCAGACAGAGGGUGCCCUCAUGCUGGCCCACCAUCUGGUGAGCAUCUUGGGCAUCACAGCAUCGCUGGCACUCGGGGAGUCAGCUGCAGAGGUCAAUGCUGUCAUCUUUGGCAGCGAGAUCACUAACCCGCUGCUGCAGGCCCGCUGGUUCCUGAAGGAGAUGGGAUGUUACCACAGCUUCACAGGAGACCUGGUGGAUUUCUUCUUUGUGGUCCUCUUCACUGGGGUGAGGAUUGGCGUGGGGGCCUGGCUGAUGUACUGUGAGCUUGCUUCUCCCAAACCCAGGUGGUACAUUAAGCUGGGUGGUGUCAUCAUGUACGCCGUCUCCUGGGUUUUCAUGGUCAGCAUCUGUCGCUUCGCUAGGAGGAAGAGCAUGAAGAAGUACCAUGCUUGGAGGAGUCAGAGGAGUGAGGAGUUACACUUGAAAACUAAUGGCCAUCUGAAAAAACACUGAGUGGAUGCUGAGUAAAGACUUCCCUGAGUUCACAGUCUGGCAAGAAGGGGAUCAUGCCUGAAAUGCCACUGUCAGGAGAGGAGCCAACACACGUUAGCAGUUCUGGAGCCAAAUUUAUCCCUGGCAUAACUCCACUGAAAUCCAUGGAGUUGUGCCAUGGAUUCUUUGGACCUGCAGUGUUUGGCCUGGCAGAGGCUGGCUCAGUAUGAACGUAGCACACAAUAAAUGAUACCAGUGAAAGAAGGGCUAAUUUUACAGACCAAACACAACUAGUCCAGCAGUGCAGGUGUAAGUAGUAAUGUUAGCAGCUAACUCCUUCAGCACUGCUAGACUCUGGGAAGAGAGGUGAAGAGAGAGGAGAAAACAAUACCAGAUCUUCAUCUUCAGUGUCCUGUACAGUCUAGACAGCUAAAGUGGCUCUUCAUACUGUUAGGAAGAAGCAUGUCCCAGUGUUUCAUCAGAGCUGAGAUUCCUGGCUCUUCCACCAACUCAUUAUGUGGCCUUGGGCAAGUCACAUAAUUAACUCUGUGCCUAAUUUCCCCAUCUGUGAAUUUGGGGUGAUGGAGCUGAUCCAUCUGUGUUAUGCACUUUCAGAUCUUUACUUGAGGGGUGCUAUAUAAAUGCAAAAUGAUGGUUGUUACCUGCACUUUGCUCAUUAUCCCUGUGUUUCCUUUGGGAGAAGAUAUUUUGGUGGAGCAGUAGGAGAGUAUGUUAGGGAGAUUGUUGUUUCCUACCCUAAUUCCUUUUAAUAACUUACUAAAUAACUGAUAACUUGUUUUUCAGUAGUGUUCAGAAGCUGUAAUCAGCACUGGCACCUUGCAGGACUAGGUGCUCUGUGAAUCCAGACAGAGACACUGCCCUUGAUGUGAAAGUCUUUGCUGACUUUCCCCCCUCUUAUUCAUCCUUGACUGUUCAUAGAAUGGUUUGGGUUGGAAGGGACCUCUGGAGGUCCCCCCUCUGCAGUAAGCAGGGGCAUCCUCAACAAGAUCAGGUUGCCCAGAGCCCUGUCAAGCCUCAAACUCCAUGCACCCCCUCCAAAUACUACUUUUAGCUCCUUGAGGGACCAGCACUCUCUAUUAUGAGAAGCUCCAUCAGGACUUGCCAGUAGGUCUUUUCUUUUUUCUGGCUAAUGGACCAAGCCCUGAUUUUUUCAGCAGACUGCCAAAAUUCCCUCUGUUGUGCUUACUGGCCCAAAAUUCAGGCAGUGCAGGGAGCCAGCCCAAGACCAAAUGGCAUGCCUUGAGACUGUCAAACAAAUACCUUCCUCAAGCUGUAACUAACUUCAAAAAAUAAACCCAGGAAAUGCAGGUCUUUUACUGUAGCAAUCUGCAGACAAUCUGUACUUGCUCAUUUUGAAAGAUGAGAGAGGCAAGAAUGUGAUUUAUAGAAUCACAGUGUUGUUUUGGUUGGAAAAGACCUCCAAGGUCACUGAGUCCAACCAUCAACCUGGGAGUAGAACCAUUCAUUAGCAGUGGAGGCUGUGUAUUUCUUUUGCCCUUGAAAGUGUCACCCCAGAUCAGUGUAUCUGAACCCAGAGUCUGCCACAGUGUUUGGGGGUAGUGAGGUACUGUAGGUAAGUGUCUGGGAGCUCUGUGGAAAGAUGAUUGAAAAACCAUUGAAAGUAAGCAUUGAUGUUGCUCCUAGGGCCAUAGAUAGUGUGACAAGAGUGUUUCCUUGCAUCCAAAUUGGGAUUUCUGGUUGAAGAGUGGCCAGCAUGUCUUCAAAACAAGGCAGCUAAAGUGGACGAGCUAACCAGCUUCAAAUCUGUUCUCUGCCCUGUUCAAGCCAGACACCUACACUUGGCUCUCCUUUGUCUGAAUUGAUGCCUUGACCCCAGGGCUUUGAAUUCAGUUCUGUCUUCCUGAUUGGAUUUGGGUCACUUUUAUAAAGUGAGCAUUUAUAAGGUAGAGCAGCUUCGUUACAGCCCAAUAACUAAAGAAGUGAGAGGCACAGAAUCUGACCUCUUUUAAGUGAAAAAGUGAACCUGACUGGGAGAACCUGAUUUACCUGGUCCCAUUGGCAGGGACAAGCUAUCCCCCAGCUGGCAGCUUCUGGUGUUCAUUUUGCUGUAUGUUCUUAAGCCCUUUUCCUGUGUUGUUGAUGUCUGAUUGAUUGA